AUGUCAGACUAUAAUUUUUACGACUAUACUCCCAGUAAAGCGGGAGCCAUCAUUGCUAUCAUCUGUUAUGGCACUAGUGCUGGCUAUCACAUAUUCCAGCUCAUCAAACUGAAGUCGUUCUUCUUCUCGACCUUCAUCGUUGGCGCUAUAAUGAUGACUCUCGGUUACAUCUUUCGUACAGUAUCAUCCGGAGAUACAACCGUAAUCGGACCUUACGUCGCACAAAACGUCUGCAUCUUGCUUCCACCCUCUCUCUACGCCGCAACAAUCUAUAUGAUAUAUGGACGCAUCGUCUCAUUCGCCGGAGCCUCGCAUUUGUCUAUGAUAUCUCCUCAGAAAGUCACAAAAAUCUUCGUCAUUGGAGACGUGAUAGCGUUCUUCACUCAGGCCAGUGGUGGUGGUAUGAUGGCAAUUUCUUCUAUGUCGAAGGUCGGACAAACCAUCGUCAUCUUGGGUUUAUUUGUCCAGCUCAUAUUCUUUGGAGGAUUCUUGACAAUAUCAGUGAUAUUUGCGAAGCGGUUGAAGACAGUGAAGGGAUCACUACUUCGAUUCCAAUAUGGAGCAUUGUUGUACGUGCUGUUCGGCGUGUCGUGUUUAAUCAUCAUCCGAUGCAUUUAUCGCGUGAUUGAAUUCUGUCAAGGAAAUGAUGGUUAUCUCAUGGGCCACGAGGUAUUUUUGUAUGUCUUCGAUACUAUCCCUAUGUUUGUGGUGCAGUUUAUCUUUCACUUCUAUCACCCUGGGAAGGUGCUUGUGCUUGAAGACUAUGAGACUGCGGGAAUGAAUAUGGUAUAG
Molecule: messenger RNA, 792 nt
Organism: Penicillium maclennaniae
Lineage: Eukaryota; Fungi; Ascomycota; Eurotiomycetes; Eurotiales; Aspergillaceae
Product: RTA1 domain-containing protein
Exons: 2
Coding region: 1-792 (263 amino acids)
Cellular component (GO): membrane
Source: RefSeq, a predicted model, not a curated record